AUGACUGAUAAUUUUGUUCAACCUGCAAUUCCUAAGUUUGAUGGAUAUUAUGAUCAUUGGUCUAUGCUUAUGGAAAAUUUCCUAUGCUCAAAAGAAUAUUGGAGUUUGGUGGAAACUGGAAUUCCUGUCGCAGUAGAAGGAGUGGAGCUUACUGAAGCACAAGGAAAAUUAUUUGCAGACCAGAAGCUAAAAGAUUUGAAGGUUAAGAAUUAUUUAUUUCAAGUCAUUGAUCGAACUAUUAUGGAAACAAUUCUCAACAAAGACACUUCCAAACACAUUUGGGACUCUAUGAAGCAGAAGUAUCAAGGUUCCACAAGAGUCAAAAGGGCACAACUCCAAACCCUUAGGAAGGAGUUUGAGAUUCUACAUAUGCAAGAAGGUGAGAGUGUUGAUUCAUAUUUCGCUCGAACUCUUACUAUAGCAAACAAGAUGAAGAUUCAUGGUGAAAACAUGCAGCAAGUGUCUAAUAACUUAGACAUCUUAAGUCUUGAUGAGUUGCAAAGUAGCUUAUUGGUCCAUGAGCAGAGGAUGAACAGACAUGGAAGCGAUGAGCAAGCAUUAAAGGUGACCUACGAUAAGAUUGGUGAAGAUGCAGGGAGAGGGAGAGGGCAUUUCCAAUAUGAGUGUCCUAAAUGGGAGAAAGAAGUGAAUUAUGCAGAGCUAGAAGAGAAAGAAGAAUUAUUGCUGAUGUCAUAUAUCAAGCUUGAUCAAGCAAUGCGAGAAGAUGUUUGGUUCCUUGACUCGGGGUGUUCUAAUCAUAUGUGUGCACACAAGGAGUGGUUCUCGGAUCUUGAUGAAGAAUUUCGGACUUCUGUGAAGCUCGGGAAUAAUUCCACAAUGACUGUAAUGGGAAAGGGUAACAUCAGGCUGCAAAUUAUUAGAGCUACUCAGAUAUGGGCAUCUAAGUUUCAAGGGUUUGAGAGCGUUGCAAUACAAGAAAAUGGUGAGAGGGUUGCCACAACUGAAGGAAUCAUCCAAAAUUUACACUGA
Messenger RNA from Zingiber officinale, 990 nucleotides. RefSeq lists its product as uncharacterized. Lineage: Eukaryota; Viridiplantae; Streptophyta; Magnoliopsida; Zingiberales; Zingiberaceae. The coding region runs from base 1 to 990 and encodes 329 amino acids. The transcript has 4 exons. The record is from RefSeq and is a predicted model, not a curated record.